Helobdella robusta is the source of this 2958-nucleotide messenger RNA. RefSeq lists its product as hypothetical. The record is from RefSeq and is a predicted model, not a curated record. The coding region runs from base 1 to 2958 and encodes 985 amino acids. The transcript is spliced from 4 exons. Gene Ontology annotation, biological process: homophilic cell-cell adhesion. Lineage: Eukaryota; Metazoa; Annelida; Clitellata; Rhynchobdellida; Glossiphoniidae. Gene Ontology annotation, cellular component: plasma membrane. Gene Ontology annotation, molecular function: calcium ion binding.
AUGGGCAGUCCACAGCGUUCGGCCACCACAGACGUCCACAUCAUUGUCAGAAACGUCAACGACGAGCCACCGAUAUUCUCACAACAACAAUAUGUAUUUCAUGUCAGAGAAAAUCAUCACAUCAACAACAUCAAUAACAUUAAGAACGAUAACAACAACCUUAACUACACUACCGUUGACAACAAUAAUAACAAUGGCAUCCAUUACAGCAACAUAAACAACGACGGCAAUUACGACACUAACAAGAACUAUAACAACAACAAUAAUAGUAACAACAACAACAUCAACAACAACAACAACAACAGAAAGAAUAGUAAUAACAAUAAAAGCAAUGACGGAAUUACUGACCCUAGCGUGAAAAACAACAACAGUUAUCAUCUUAACAACAACGUUAAAAACAUCAACAAUCCUAACACCGCAACAAAUCCAACAUUUCACCAAGUUUCAAAAUCCAAACUAACAACAAUAAUUUUACCGACAAACAUACACGAUAUAUUUGCCAUCGAUUCGAAAACCGGUUCGGUAUCGGUAAAAAUACCGCUGGAUCGAGAAAACCGAGCCGAAUAUACGUUUCAUGUAGUAGCGAGAGAUGUGAGUGAGGGAAUGGCUUCCAAGAAUUUGAUUGACAGAGCCCUGGUCAUCGUUAAGGUUGAUGACGUGAACGAUAACAGACCACGGUUCAUUCAUCCGAAUCGCACCGACCACACAGUCGCCAUCAACAUUCACUCACUCACUCACCAACAUGUCCUUUACAAUGUACUCGCUCGCGAUGAUGAUGAUGAUGAUGACGGUGCUGGUGAUAACGCAAGACUUGAAUACACCAUGCAACUCAGAAGCAUCAUCUAUUUCGAUCAUCAGUGUGCUGCUGCUGAUGAUGAUGACGAUGAUGAAAAAAAUGAUAACAACAAUGAUAAUGAUGAUGAUGAUGAAGGUGAUGAUGAUGAUGAUCUGGAUGAUGAUGAUAGCGAAAUUGACGAUAAUUCAAUGAACACCAAGGAAAAUAAAAUUAUUAAAAAAGACUCUAAAGAAAAGCAGAGCAAACUCAUUUUCGGGAAUGACGACGGUGAAGAUAGCAAUGAGAAUGAUGAUGAUGAUUAUGAUGAUGAUGAUAGCGAUGAUGAUGGAAAUGAUAAUGAUUUUGCUAAUAUUGGUAGAAAUUUUGUUGACAUUCUCCCUAAAAAGCGAAAAGAAAGCAUCCAAACUCACUCAUGCGGACAUUACAACAACACCUCAAACAUCAACAACAUCAACAACAACAACAUCAACAACAACAACAACAACAACAUCAACAACAACAACAACAUCAACAACAUCAACGACAUCAACAACAACAUCAACAACAUCAAUACCAACAACAACAACAAAAUGGCAAACGCAAACGACAUUUUCAACUUUUUCAAACUGCACCGUACGUCGGGCGCUUUGUUUUUUGACGCGAACUACACACGCACUGACAAAAACCCGGAAGAACCUCAAUUAAUUAGGGAUGUGCUGUACAGCAGCGAUGUGCUGCAGCUACACAGCGCCGAUAAUAUUCGUCGGAUAUUUAGUGGGGUGAAACAAAUUGAAUUAAUUGUAAGCGCAUCCGACGGCGGCAGUCCGAGGCUAUCUUCCUCGCAUCGUCUCGUCAUAAUAUUCAAUCACUCAGUUCAUCACCAACAACCUGCAGCUAUUUCCGGUUUACGCUGGAUGACCGUUUCCGGUUGGAUUGUGAUUGUGGGAAUGGUAAUGAUAUUUCUCGCCGCCUCGCUGACGUUAUCAGUUUUCAUCGCAUAUAAAAAAAGGCGGUGCGUCGUUAAAAACCGUAGCAGCAGCAGCAGCAACGACAACCGCGACAAUAAAAUGUGCAACUCCUCCAAUGCGGAUAAAUUAAUUUUGAGAAAGGGUAGGAGGAAAUUCAAAAAAAAAAAAAAGAAGAGUAGAAAGAGAAAUAGUUUGAGUUUUUGCUCUAAAAGGAGUGGUCAUUCUGAUGACGAUGGUGGUUGCGGUGGUGGUGAUGUUGGUGGCGGGAAUGUUGACGAUGACGAUGGCUUCUACAUCAAACAUCAUCAGCACGUCGUUCUCGAAAAUUAUGAUGACCUUCCUGUAGAAUCGGAAACUCAUGCCCAGCAACAUCUACCACAACAACUACUGCAACAGCCCCAGCAGCUACAACAGCAACAACACAAAAAAAAACUUUAUGAUUCUAGUCAGCAAAAUUAUGUAUUCAAUAAUUCGCAACAUCAGAGCGUUCGAAACCAACAACAACUUUCCUCUAAGCAAACAUUGUCUAACAAAAAACACACACUCUCCAUGCUAUCUUUUUCUCAACAACAACAACAUCAACGACAUCAACAUCAACAACAACAUCAACAAACUGAUGUUGAUUCUUUAAGUUUGGAUGACUUGGUAAUUGAUGGCAAUAAUAUUUGCAACAACGACAACAGAAACAAUAACAUCAACAGCAACAAAAGCAGCAACAACAACAUUUGUUUCAAUUUAAGUGCCUCAAAAACCAACAAAAAUGACGUCAUCAACGCAACAGACAACAUUAACUUCAACAUACCAGCCGUUAUUAGCAACAAUGUCAACAAAAACGUCGUCACCAACAACAACAACAUAAACAAUAACAACAACAAAAUAAACAACAACAUUGAAGUUACCGACAACGAACUCAACACAAUAUCAAACAAUAAAGACAUCGGAACAUCACAAUCUCCGCAAUUCAGCAUCAUCACAAACGACAACAACAACAGAAACAACAACAAAAUCAAAUUCAAUGCAGCCGGCAAGAUAAUUUCUUGCAGUCAUAUCAAUUGCCGAUGCAGCCGAAACAUCAGCCACAACAACAACAACAACAAUUCGCGACAUUACAACAUCAACAACAUCAACAACAACAACAUAAACAACAACAGCAGCAAAACAACUAUUCAAUGCAAACGAUUCCCAAUAGAAAUCUUUCACUCUCAAAAUCGCUAA